AUCACGUGACUGGUUGCCUGGUGAUCGUAGGUGUGUCAUGGCGGAUGUCUCUCUCGGACAUAAACGAUUUGUUUCAUUCUUUUGACUGCUAUUAUGGAUGUACAUGACAUCGAUAUAUUUAAAAGAAGCCAUUUGCAUUCAGAAGGAAAUGAUUUUUCUAGGAUCACGGAGGCUACUCCAAAUAUAAAUCCAAAAGAUGUUUUAAAAGAAACUGAUACAGAAGAAGUGUUAUUUACAUCCACAAACCAGUCGUUAUCCGAAACAGAACACAACGAUGUCGAUGCAGCUUCAGAUACUAUGUUUGCUAAGACCAUAUCAGAACAACAAAAUAUCAUGUCAGUCAUCGAUAAUGUUAAAAAGUCUAAAGCACUGUCAGCAGAUCUUAGUCGAAAGCAUUUACAAGCAAUUCCUGAAGCACUUUUGGGAUUGCAGCAUUUGGAGUAUCUGUACCUAGAGGGAAAUCAAAUUUGCUAUUUACCUGAUGAUUUCUUCAGCUUCUUUCCUCACCUGGUUUGGUUGGAUCUCAGAAACAACCUACUGAGUCGUAUUCCAUCAUUAUAUCUUUCUAGUCAUACAUGUCUUCGUAAUCUACUUUUAGAAGGUAACACUCUUAGGAAUUUACCUUUAGAACUGGGAUUGGUUAGUAGUUUGCAUGGUUUAAACAUUGCUGGAAAUCCAUUAGAAUUUCCACCACAGACUGUAAUUGAAACAGGAACACAAGGUAUUCUUAAGUUUCUCAGAGAUGUUCUGGCUGCUAAGAAUUCAUCAAAGUUAGCUGAUACUGAUCUCACUUUAAGUAAAGAUGACCCUGAGUGUCUGGACCAUUCUAGUGAUACUUCUGAUGAUUGGAAUACUUCAGCAAGUAUGAUGGAACUAGCCAAACUUAGAGAUAGGAUGAAUUUAACUGAAUCAGGAAACCUUCAGGAGACUGAGCUAGAUAAACAUCAUUUGAAGCCAAGUGAAGUAAAUAUCAAAAAGACAAAUAUUAAAAAAGUGAGAAAAUUUGGAGACUAUCUAGUCAUAGGAGAACUGAAGAAGAAGAAGGAGAGUAAAAUGUCCUGGAAAGUCAACCAUUUCCCUGCUCCUCCCACACAAGACUAUGUCCGAUUUAAAAUGAAGGAAGAAAAACAAGUGGCUCGAGUGAAAGAGUUCAAAGAAAAAACAGAGGCCAUUUUACAGAGACGCAAAGAUGAUGAAAUCUUAAAAAAUUGGAGAGAUGAGGCAAAGGUUUUACAACGUAAAAAAUAUUUACAGCAUCUGAUUCCAGGAAAAGAUUAUAAAGAGCCUGCAGAAUAUGCUCCAUUUGAUGUCGAUAAAGAAAUGAUGCAAGUUCUUUCCAAAGAAAAAUAUCAACAGGAAGAAUUACAGAGAGAGCAAAAGCUGAAACAGGAGAGGUCAAUUUCUCCAGCUACAAGACAGAAAAUACAACAAGAGAAACAAGCCAGAAUUCAUGAACUGGAAAAGAAAAUUAAAACUCACAUGACAGAUAUGAUGGAAAGAAGAAAACAGCCAAAGGGCUCAGCGCAACAAGAAAUGGAAAUAGCUAAGAGAGAAUUAGAAGUAAUCAAAAGAUUACAGCAUGAUUUAAAAGACAGUUAUCAGAAAUUAAAGGCAUGGAAUUAACUGUUGCCUUUUGAAACUAAUCUUCAUUGUUGAAGUCUGUAAAUGAUGUUAUCAUCUUAUUGUGGCCCUUUAGUAAUGAACACACAUUGUCAGAAUCAGCUUCACAGUUUGCAAACAGUUACAUAAUGUUUUGUUAUACAGCCUGCUAUUGCCAGUCAGACAAAUACAUUUCUCAAAACUAA
Biomphalaria glabrata is the source of this 1805-nucleotide messenger RNA. Its product is annotated as leucine-rich repeat-containing protein 27-like. Gene Ontology annotation, molecular function: protein binding. The record is from RefSeq and is a predicted model, not a curated record. Bases 94 to 1623 code for a protein of 509 amino acids. The transcript has 10 exons. Lineage: Eukaryota; Metazoa; Mollusca; Gastropoda; Planorbidae.